This is a messenger RNA of Penicillium coprophilum, 249 nucleotides long. RefSeq lists its product as uncharacterized. The record is from RefSeq and is a predicted model, not a curated record. The coding region runs from base 1 to 249 and encodes 82 amino acids. The transcript has 2 exons. NCBI's taxonomy places the organism in Eukaryota, Fungi, Ascomycota, Eurotiomycetes, Eurotiales, Aspergillaceae.
AUGAGCGACGAGGCUGGUCAACUCCUGAUCACAAUCCUAGUGCGUGAAUACCCUAUUGUUGCCCGUUUCUGGUCUUACCACUCAAGAGUUGAACAAACGAAAGUAGUUCGGGAGUACAAGUCUUCUACAAACCGGAGUAUCCCGAAUCAUACGAUAUGCCCGGGUUUACUGAUUCCCGAGAUGACACCAUUGAAAAUCCCCGGGCAUCGUACUGCAACAGGACGAGGCGCUCUACGGAAGUGUAGAUAG